Messenger RNA from Brassicogethes aeneus, 1343 nucleotides. The record is from the annotation of a GenBank genome assembly. NCBI's taxonomy places the organism in Eukaryota, Metazoa, Arthropoda, Insecta, Coleoptera, Nitidulidae.
CUGAUAUGGGUUAACCGGUUAAGCGCUUUAAAAACAAAUUUGUCGAUUCAGUAUUAUUUUAUAAUACAAACAGAACGCGUGCUUUUAAUUCCAACAAGCGUUCAAAAUGUACGAAAUAGAAAACCUAUCCGAUCUGCUCAAAGGUCAGUUGGACGAAGAACUUGAAUAUGUAGACUACAGUGCGAAGAGUUUAACAGGACCGGGAGAGAAUUUUGGAAGUGUAAUGUUAAGUGUGGAGAUCAAGUGCAAAAAUAAAAAAACUAAUAAUGAGGAGACCAUUUAUGCUGUGGCAAAGACACCACCACCUAGCGAAUUUAUGCAGAAAAUUUUUAAAACCGAUUUAACAUUUAAGCCCGAAAUUGAGUUCUAUAGAACGGUAUUUCCAUUGUUGCAAGAAUUUCAGAAAAAGCAUGGCAUGAAACCGCUGCAAUACCAUGCGAAGUUCUUAGGCGGAAGAUUGAAUUUAAAAAACACUGAUACUAUGGAUUCAAAUGCUGUUUUAUUAAUAGAAAACAUUGCCGUUAAAGGGUUUAAAUGUGCUGAUAGAUUAAAAGGUUUUGAUUUGGAAACAAUAAAGCUCAUUCUACAAGAUUUAGCCAACCUCCAUGCCACUGGUAUCGCCCUAAAACUUCAGUGCCCUGAUGAAUUUAACAAAAAAGUGAAACCUUACGUAAACAUCAUGAUUUUUGGAGAUGAUGCCGGCUCUGAAAACUUCGUAGAGGAUAACAUUAAAGCUACAAGAGAUAUCCUAGGCGCCAACGAAGAAGUAAAACCAUUUUUACAUGCUGUCAUUGAGUUGCUAAGGAAAAAAUGUGAUAAUUCUCCCAAAGAACCAUUCGCCACGAUAGUCCAUCAAGAUCUCUGGGUGAACAACCUGAUGCUAAAAGAAGAAAAUGGAAAAUUCAUAGAAAAUAAAUUCGUUGACUUCCAAAUGUGUCGCUACGUAUCUCCAGCCGACGAUUUAUUCUUCCUUCUAUUAACCAGCGUCCAAAACGACAUUAUUUUGGAAAAAUGGGACUUUUUAGUGCAAUUUUAUCAUGAGCAGUUUAUAGACAAUCUUAAAAAAUUUGACGUAAACACGGAACCAUUCUCCAGAGAAGCCUUUGAUCAAGAAAUUAAGGAUUCGUAUCAACGCCAAUAUGUUCACGCAUCCUGUAUGUUGUUUCCACUUUUAAUGGAUAAGUCCAAGGCAAAACCUAUAGGUAAGGACUUUGACCCUAAAAAUGAACCACCGAUGGAACCAUCUGAAGCCCAUAAGAAAAAGUUAUGCACUAUUGUUAAAUUGUAUAAUAAAAAUGGUUGGUUGUAAUAAGUAUUUAUAAACAAAAUUUUUAUAAUUGUAA